AUGAGAAUUCAACACGAUUGCUGGCAUUUGAGAUCAGUGACUCUGCAUCUCACAAAAAGCGUCUUCAGAGUCAGGGAGGACCACGGAGGUCUGUCAUUCAACUUGAGGAGCCCGUCAUUCAAAACACUGGGAAGGAAACGACCCCGAUCCCACCGAGUGAAGGCGGCGCUCGGCCCCAGGCGGGGAGGUCGCUGGUGCGAAGGCAGUCCCGACGGAGGGGGUGGUCAGCAGCGGGGCCAGUGCCGGGGGCCCGGGGGCCGCGACCCGGGACCACGACUUAUCCCUGGGGCGCCGCGCGCCGGGCAGUGCCCGCCACCCAGCCGGAUCCUCCGCGGUGACGACACGCGAGACGGGGAGACGGGGAGACGGGAGCCAGUCCCACCGUCUGACUCUGACGCGGGGCCAGAAACGCCCGGCCCCUUUGUCGCUCCGCCGCGGCACGUCGUCCGCGUUCCCGGCCGGCGCGCGCGGGCGGCGACCGGAAGUGCGAGGAGUCAGUCCGCCGCCAUUUCCCGGUGCGCGCGCCCCGGGCGUCGCCGUCGGCCUCGCGUCUGCGUCCGGGUGGCGCUCGCGGCUCCGCUGAGCUGGGGGCCCGGCGCGUUGCUGCCGGCCACCGGGCUGAGCCUCAUGCACAACCUGGGGACUCGGAGCGCGACCGGCUUGCUGCGGGACGAGCAGAGAGGGAGGGGCAGAGUGUGUUUCCAAAAUGCCCAGACUCUUCUGCAGUCGGGACUGACGGGCCGGGAAUUGCGGAAGAGAGGGAAGACCACCUGCUCCCUCCGCCCGCUUGUCCCCGGCCUCCAGCGCCGGUGUGGACGCACACAGGCCCCCCCUGGGCCCGGCGAGGGCCCCCUCCACGCGGACGGAGGGGAGGCGUCUCUGACCUUCCCUGCUCGCGCGGGUCAACCGGCUAGGUGCCAGUUUUACUUCAUCCACCAGACUACAGGCUCCAUGAGGACAGGAGCAGUUUUGACUGCUUUUGUUUAUGGCAAGUAGUAAUUUUUUUUUUUUUUAGACCUCAUUUUGCAGCAUGGGGACAUUAGUUCCCCAACCAGGGAUUGAACCCCAAGCCCCCUGCAUUGGGGGCACAUAGCCUAACCCCUGAGCCAGCAGUCUUUACCCUGACUGUUCCUGUUUCAGUGGGACUGCAUUCCAGUGAGGGACCCAGGGAGUGAUGCAUUGUGGAGAAGAUUAGGGUUAUGUAAUUGGGAGCGUUUGGGUGACUACUUUAGUUGCAUGCCUGGGAAAGUCUCUCCAAAAAGGUGAAGUUUAAGCUGCUGGUAAAUGAAAGAAAGGAGACAGCUAAAAAAACGAAAUGACAACUUAUGGACUGGGAGAAAAUAUUUGCAAGCAUGCGACUGACAAGGGCUUAAUGUCCAAGAUAU
Molecule: messenger RNA, 1385 nt
Organism: Cervus elaphus (red deer)
Lineage: Eukaryota; Metazoa; Chordata; Mammalia; Artiodactyla; Cervidae
Exons: 4
Coding region: 1-996 (331 amino acids)
Source: RefSeq, a predicted model, not a curated record